AUGACAGGACCAGAAAUUGUAGAUUAUAUAAACACGCACCAAAGCUACUUCAAAGCGAAGUAUCGACCAGGUGUUGAGGAGUUUGUCAAAGCUCGUAUCAUGAAGGAAAAAUAUCUCGACGAUCCCCUUGCGAAGUUAUCAGAGCCCAAAGAAGCUUUGGGGGACGAACCGAUUCCAACAAGGUAAGA
Molecule: messenger RNA, 188 nt
Organism: Strongylus vulgaris
Lineage: Eukaryota; Metazoa; Nematoda; Chromadorea; Rhabditida; Strongylidae
Source: the annotation of a GenBank genome assembly